Messenger RNA from Fusarium pseudograminearum CS3096, 600 nucleotides. RefSeq lists its product as uncharacterized. The record is from RefSeq and is a predicted model, not a curated record. Bases 1 to 600 code for a protein of 199 amino acids. The transcript has a single exon. NCBI's taxonomy places the organism in Eukaryota, Fungi, Ascomycota, Sordariomycetes, Hypocreales, Nectriaceae.
AUGCACUACACCAGCAUCUUCGUUGCCGCCGCUGGCGCCUCGGUCGCCGCUGCUCAGGACUACGCUCCUCCUGCUCCUCUGGACACCACAACUCUCACCUCGACCACUACCCAGGUUAUCACUCUCACUCAGUGCAACCCCACAGUGACCGACUGCCCCCUGCGCACUCAUACCUCCACUGAGGUUGUUGUUACAACCUCGACUGCUGAGCCCGAGGUUCCUGCCGAGCCUACCACUGUCUACAUUGCUCCUACCACUAGCAUCUACGAGCCCGUUGUCAACACAACUAGCCACCGCGAGGUUCCUACCAUCGUCAACACUCCCACUAUCGCCACCACCAAGAAGGCGCCUCUUCCUAAGACCACCUACUACCCUGCUGGUAACACAACCGUCAAGGCUGGUCCUACUGCUCCCGUCUCUCACGUCACCAAGCUUCCUGUCCCCAGCAGCAACGGUACCCCCGAGAAGCCUGGUUACGAGGCUCCUCCUACCACCCCUGAGGCUCCUUCAAGCGUCCCCACCGCCGGUGCCAAUGGUCUCAUCGCCUCUUCAGGCUUCCUUGGUGCCGCUCUGGUCGCCGCCAUGGUUGCUCUCUUCUAG